UUUUAUACGUACAUUGUGGUUAGAUUUGUUUUAGUUCAAUUUUCCUUAAGAAAAGAAAUGGCAAAAUUCGAUUUAACAUCACGUAUAGGUCAAUAUCUUGAUCGACAUUUAGUAUUUCCACUUUUGGAAUUCUUAUCUGCAAAACAGGUUUACGAUGAGUACGAGUUACUUCAAGCUAAGCUCGAUAUUCUUAGCAAAACAAAUAUGAUAGAUUAUACAAUUGAUAUUCGACAACAACUUUAUCCUAAUUUGGAAGUGCCAGAGGAAUUGAAAUCUCAUCGUGCAGAGGUAUUACAAGAACUUAGUAAUUUACAAAAUAAUGUAUCUGUUGUUGUAAUGCUUAUGAACGAUGAAGAAGUCAUGAAGAAAAUGGAAAAUAUGCGAGACUCUAAGGCAUUGAACAAUUAUCUUACUCAAGAGUCUAAUUUCAGAGUGGAAAUGAUGGAUAGUUUAGUGAAAUUAGCAAAAUAUCGUUAUGAAUGUGGAAAUUAUUCUAUUUGUACAUCAUAUUUAUAUUUCUAUAUGCUUAUAAUGCCACCAACUGAUAAGAAUUAUUUAAAUGUACUUUGGGGUAAAUUGGCAUCAGAAAUCUUAGGACAAAAUUGGGAAACUGCAUUAGAAGAUGUAAAUAAAUUAAGAGAAUACAUUGAUAGCAAUAUCAUAGGAAACUCUCUUCAAGUAUUACAACAAAGGACAUGGCUUAUUCAUUGGAGUUUAUUUGUAUUUUUCAAUCAUGUGAAGGGCAGAGAUUUAAUUGUAGAGAUGUUUCUUUAUAGGCCACAUUAUCUAAAUGCAAUUCAAACAAUGUGUCCUCAUAUAUUGAGAUACUUAGCAGCUGCAGUCAUUGUUAAUCGUUCUAGACGAUCUAUACUGAAAGAUCUUGUGAAAGUGAUACAACAAGAAUCUUAUACAUAUCGUGAUCCCAUUACAGAAUUUCUAGAACAUUUAUAUGUCAAUUUUGAUUUUGAUGGAGCAAGACAAAAAUUGCAAGAAUGUCAAACAGUUGUACUUAAUGAUUUUUUCUUGAUUGCUUUACUAAAUGAAUUUGUAGAGAAUGCUCGUUUAAUGAUCUUUGAAACAUUCUGUAGAAUACAUCAGUGCAUAAGUAUUGGGAUGCUUGCAGAAAAGCUUAAUAUGAAGGCAGAUGUAGCAGAAUGUUGGAUUGUUAAUUUAAUCCGUAACGCACGAUUAGAUGCCAAAAUAGACAGCAAAUUAGGGCAUGUUGUAAUGGGUGGACAACCUGCCUCACCAUAUCAACAACUAAUUGAAAAAAUUGAAACCUUAAGUGUUCGUAGUGAAGCAUUAGAAAACUUAAUUGAACGGAAAUUAAAAGCUAAGAAUCAGGAGCCUAGUCAGACCCCAUGGAACUUGGACUUAUGACAUCAUGAUAUAAUGUGCAGAGAUACAGUCAAAAAAAAGCAUUUAUUUCAAUUCAAAACUGUAAGCAAAACAUCCAACAGUGAACUAAUUCAACUCUGUGUAUGUAAAGUGGAGCAAGAGAUAUAUCGUAAAGUCAAUAUAUUUUUAUUUA
Eufriesea mexicana is the source of this 1531-nucleotide messenger RNA. It is a transcript of the gene eIF3e, whose product is annotated as eukaryotic translation initiation factor 3 subunit E. Bases 58 to 1380 code for a protein of 440 amino acids. Gene Ontology annotation, molecular function: translation initiation factor activity. Gene Ontology annotation, cellular component: cytoplasm; eukaryotic translation initiation factor 3 complex. The transcript has 9 exons. Lineage: Eukaryota; Metazoa; Arthropoda; Insecta; Hymenoptera; Apidae. The record is from RefSeq and is a predicted model, not a curated record.